Molecule: messenger RNA, 3103 nt
Organism: Heterocephalus glaber (naked mole-rat)
Lineage: Eukaryota; Metazoa; Chordata; Mammalia; Rodentia; Bathyergidae
Gene: Znf396
Product: zinc finger protein 396
Source: RefSeq, a predicted model, not a curated record
CCCACGCGCCUGGAGGACCGGAAGCUUCUCCGACUCGGGCGCUUCCCAGGCCUUCUCCCCGCCUAGCUGCGCCAGUCCUUCCACGCUGGGAGGAGUGUCCAUAAGUAAAGCUUCACUGCCUUAAGGAUUAAAGCCUCAUUGUCCUGACCUAUUGCCAGUCAAAAUGUCUGCACAAUUGAGAGAGUCUUCAACAAGCCUUCCACGAAGUCCAGAGGAGCCUGGCAGACUUCUGAUUAUGAAGAUGGAAGAGAAAGAGCAGGCCUGUGAUCCUGACUGCAAUCUCCAAUGGAGCAGCUGCUAUAGCCCAGAGACCUGCCGCCAGCGGUUCAGGAAGUUUGGUUACUUGGACUCCACCGGGCCCCGGGAGGCUCUGAGCCAGCUCCAGGAACUUUGUCAUCGCUGGCUGAGACCAGAGGUGCACACCAAGGAGCAGAUGCUGGAGCUGUUGGUGUUGGAGCAGUUCCUGGCGAUCCUGCCGGAGGAGCUGCAGGCCUGGGUGCAGAGGCACCGGCCAGAGAAUGGAGAGGAAGCUGUGACUCUGCUGGAGGAGCUGGAAAGAGAGGUUGACCAGCCAGACGAAAAGGUCUUCUCUGGAAGAAGAAAGGACAUGAUGGUAGAGAAGCUGUCACCUUGGGAAAUCACUUGGGAAUUACCAAGUAGCCAACUCAAGCCCUUGAAAAAGCAGCUCCAGUGGGCAUCGUGGGAGCUGCACUCCUUAAGACAACAUGAGGAAGACACCAAACCUGUAAAUGUGAAAUCUGCUUCGAAGCCAAAGACCUCCUCAGGCACAGAACUUCAUUGUGAUGUUUCUAACACCCUUCAUAUGAGUGCCCCCCAGAAUUUUACAUCUCAAGGAACCUGGGAACAAGAUGGCAAGUUUCCAAGAAGACAGAGAAACCCUUCUGGAAAAAAGCAACACAAGUGUGAACAAUGCGGCAAAAUCUUUAGUCAGAGCUCAGCCCUUCUUUUACAUCAGAGAAUUCACAGUGGAGAAAAGCCUUAUGCAUGUGAUAAGUGUGCAAAGGCUUUCAGCCGAAGUGCAAUUCUGAUUCAACAUCAAAGAACCCAUACUGGAGAAAAACCCUUUAAGUGUCAUGAAUGUGGCAAAGCCUUUAGUCAAAGUUCAAAUCUUUUCAGACAUAGGAAAAGACACAUUAGAGAAAAAGUCCCAUCAGUGUCAUGAGGGAACCAAAACAUUUAUUUUGAGCUCUUGCAGAACAAGAGAAGACACAAGGCACAAACACUCCUUUAGUAUAAGUCCGUUUUAGUGGACACCAGUUUCCUUUCAUGGGUCAUAAAAGCCACCAGAGAGAAGGAAGAGUAUCUCAUGUCAGCACUAUUUGCUUUUCUGCUUAUUGUCAAUUCAGAUGUUUGAGAUUCCAAAGCUUAAUUUAUAUUUCUAUCCCUAAGCAGCCUUUGAAAAGCCAUUCUCAGAUGUUUUCUACUAUUCCCAUUAUUAACUUAAAUAAUGAACUAGUCUACUCAUGACUUUUUAAAACAAGUAUAUAUCUUCCCAAUUGAGAAAAAUGUGUUACUCAGUAUAAUAGAUAUUUUUCUCUGUUUCAUAAUUUGAGCAAUAGAAUUUUAAGGACUAGGGCCGGGAUUUAGCUCAGUGGUUCUGGCGUCUGCCUUGCAAGCGCAAGGUCCUGAGUUCGAUCCCCAGUAUGAAAAAAAAAAGAAUUUUAAGGACUAAAGAUUAAACCAUUCUUUAAAAUUUUUUCUAUUUUAUCUUUGGUUACCAGAUUCACAAUAUGACAGUAGUAUAGAGGGGGCCCAAAAGAAUUUGUAUCUGAUAAACUAAGCUGAAAUGUUUAAGGUCAUUGUUAGGUAGGUAAAUAAAUUAGUAUCUUAUGAAAGCUCUACACAAUGCUGAUGAUACUAAGUAAUUUCCUGUGCUGGAAGAAAUAGUCUUUUUUUAUAAUUAAUUAAUAAUUGAAUGAAAGCAUUAAAAUGAUUGUCUAAAAGGAAUGAUGUAAAUUUAAAGAAUGUUUCCAUAAUAAGUAGAGCUAUUCUGGGGUGCUUGUAUAAGGGUGAUGAUGAAAAGAAGGAGAUGAGGAACAAGACUGUCCAAGACUACAAGGCUGAUGUAGCAUAAAUGUUGGCAAGCGCAGUAAUGAGAAGUGUACCACAGCUUACCUGGGAAAGCAAGUCCCUAACAGCUGGAGACUAUUCUUCGUUUUCUUUUUAUCUACUUUUCUGGCAUAAAUCAGCUGUAAGUAUGUUUUAGGCGCCAAAGACAGCCUUUUCAGGGAUAGUAAGAUAAGUCAUGAAAUGAGACUCUGGAGUUUGAUACUUUUGUACAAAUGAAAAAAAAUCACUAAAGAUUAAAGUCCACCAUAGUCUCUUAUAAACAAUUGUUCAACAACUUUUCCAGUUCAUAAGUUUUAAGACAACGUUUUUAGAAUAUCAUCUACAGGAUGUAAGUAGCUAGUUGUAUCCAUAUUCAAAUUCCUCACUUAAAAUGACAGUCUCAUAUAUUGUUAAAAUUAGUCUGACAAUAUAUAACAAAAUGUUCUCUUUUCUAGGGAUUCUUGAUAAAAAUGUUAACACAUGUGUCACAAUUUUAGUAUAUGUGCUGCCAAAGCAAGCACAACACUUGUCACAAGGAUACAUAUACUGUUUUGUUUUUCAUGGAGGUACAGUUAGCCACGAUGGAAGCUGACCUCAGAAGUGAAAGUCCUUGAAAAAGGAAGAGGCUUCUAGGCAUGUCUGGUGGGUUCCUGAUAAAGUAAAAUAUUUCAUUUUCAGAAAAUCCAGCCACAUCUAGUGCUCAAAGUAACUCCGGAAAUGAAUGUGGAAUUGUUGUGCUCUGCUUAGUACACUGAUAAAUGUAAGAGUAAUAAUGAGAGACCAGUAAAAUGCAAAUUUUGUUAUACAUUAUUUCUAAUUGUGCUUUGUAGCUCUACUCUAUAUACUGGGUUUUGUGUAUUAUCAGUUAUUUUAAAUGUAGGUAUAUUUUUAUUGGGUUCAUUCUCUUUGUAAUUAAAGAGAAGGCCAAGUCAUCUGUUGAAGCAACAAAUGCCUUGGAUAAAUGUACUGUGAAUUACUGUUUACAUUUGGGAGUUUUUUUAGGCUCUAUGUGAAUAAGAAGGAAGAUUCUAAA